AUGGACUUCAGCAGCGGCCUCGGUCUAUCAUUUGGCACAAAUGAUGAGGAAACAAAUAUCAGUGAUGGAGAAUCACCAGACAAUAAUGAACAGAAUCAACCAAUGCAAGAUGAUGGAGAAUCUUCAGAAGAUCCAACUUCUUUCCAGUCCCAAGUUAAUGAUCCGGAUGCGACUCCCCGACCAAGUUCUGCCAACCAAUUCACCUCUCACAAUCCAACCUCUUUCGGUUCACCAUUUCAGUCCAUCAAUCAGCCUCAUCACCAAGCUCAACCGAGUGCUCCUUUCCAUCUGUCCGGAAAUGAUACUGGAUUCCAGGAUCAGAUGAAUGCAAAUUUUGAGUCGCAGCCAAAUGCAUUCCAUCAACAGGUAGCCAAAAGCUAUCCAAACAACCUUAAAAAAGGAAUUCCCCAAACUUUGCAAUUUGGUGGAGAUCCUCAAUUUAAUGGGCAUGGCCAUCCUCAAUCUGGCUUUCAGAGCAUGUUGAAUCAACCUCGAUCGGAUAAUCAGAAUGCCUUCGGAAACUCUGGUAUGCAAUCUCAGCAAUUUAUGCACAACAAUGCUCAAAACCAUAUGUCGGCUCAGGCUAUGCAGCAAUCAAACUUCAAUAAUCAAAUGACUGGUAAUCCUCCAGCAAAUAACUUUCAGGGUCUUAGUGAUCCACGGAUACUCCAACAUGAUUAUAAUCCACACAUUCCACGAAUGAAUGAUAGCUUUCAGUCUCAUCUUGGCUCUUCAAUGAAUACUCAAUUCCAACCCAUGUCUACUAUGGCACAAUCGAUGAACAGAAAUCAACUCGGCAAUCACAGCUAUGGUUCCUCUUUUGCAACACAAGCCAACAUGAAUCAAAUGCAGAGUGGACAAGCACUUCGACCAAACAACCCUUUCCAACCAUCCAACUCAAUGCAAGACACUCAAAUGAUGAACAACACUACCCUUCUUCGGCCUGGAUCAUCUAAUCCAUCAUACGCCUUUGCUCACCAACAACCAGUACAUCCACGCGUUGCUCUGAAGAUGCGAGAAUUUGGACUGAACCCCGACAAUCCUGCCGAGGUAGAAACUUUCAUGGACCGUCUCAAGCUUCUCAGGAUGAAGAAAGCACAAGAAACGCAAUUGAAAGGACAAGCCGAGUCCGCUGGACCCUCUCGAGCAUCUUCAAGUUCUACUGUAACCCACCAUCCUAUGGACAGGAAUGAAGCUAUGAAUCAGGGAAUGGGACAGGGACGAGCUUGGUCAAAUCGAUUCGGCCAAGGACACACUUCCAACCCAUAUCAAUCCCAAGGAAAUGCUACAUCAGGCCCUUCAAUGAAUAAUCAAACCUCUCAACUUGCAUUCCCACCAGUACCACCUCAUCUUGUCCUUGGCUCGAAUAAUAAUCCGAAUCAGCCUGUAUUUGGUCAACAUCCACAAGACUAUUCUCAGCUAAACAUGAAUGCACCUAUCCAACCAUAUCCUACUCCCUAUGUACCUCUAGGCUCAGCACAGAUCAUUUCUGCAGGUAAUAAUGUGACAAAUCAACAACUCCGACAACAACUUCAACCUCCACCUCUUCAGCAUAAUAGUGGUGUUCAAAGCCAGCAAUCACAACCCCAGUUCGAUCCCACUAUUCAUCUACAUCCGCAUCAUCCAAUGGCAAAUCAUCUUCACCCUCUUCAACAGAAUCAAGGUUCGCAAUUCAACCAUUUUGGACAGCCACAGCAGUUCCAUCACCAUGGUCUACCUCCUGAGUACAACCCCUCCCAUGGUCAUCACUCGAAUAACUUUGCUGACAAUGGUGUCGAACCAGCCGAACCAAUUGAAGAGUACGAGGACGACGAACAGCAAGAGGAGGUAUCAGAGCCUGAAGAAGAACAGCAGCAGGCCGAAGAAGAACAAGAACAAGAGGGCGAAGUUGACUCCGAUGGUUUCUCAAUUCAUUCCGACGAAAUAUCCUCCCCACCACCCAAUAUUUACCCGAUACCACGACCUCCCGGUAUCCCUCCUUCUCCUACACCUCGGUUUCCUAGCAAUGAGGUAAAUCCCAAUAAUGCACCUAAUAGACCACCGCCAGUCAUUGGUAGCGGGAAUCGAGUUUGGAGUAUCGCGCCGGAUGCUUUUAAUGCGCAGGGAAAUAUUAUGGAUUGGGAUAAGGCUAGGCGGAGGAAGGUGGGUAAUGGAUUGGAUUGUGAGUGUCGGGGAACGUUUCAUAAGGAUGGAAAGGGAUAUUAUAUGGCGGAAGAUGAGUCGAGCAUUUGGUGUAACGCGGGAGAGAAGCAUGAUGAGAGUGAAAAUGAAGACGAAAACGAACAUCAAAAUGGAGAGGAUAGCGAGGAAGAUGAAGAGUUGAAAGGUGUGCCAAAAUGGGUCAAGCAGGUUUUGACGCAUGGACCGAGAAUUGAUCAGAAGGAGGUGAGGAGGGAGGAGGAAGCUUAUAGGAAGAUGAUGGCGGAAAAGGUUAAGAAGAUGCUUGCUAGAAAGACUGCGAAGGAAAGAGGGGAGGAGAUUCCUGAAGAGAAUGAUCAUGAUCAUGAUCAUGAUAAAGAUAGUGAGAUGUUGGAUAUUGAUGAGGCCAGAUCUCCUGGUGAGAACGAGGCGAAUCAAGCGAAGCCGGAAUGGAAAGGCAAAGGAAAACGAAAAGCAACAGCUAUCGACUCAGUCGACGAUACGGAAAUCGAAAGUCCACUCAAAAAAUGGAAAGGCAAAGGUAAAGCCGCGGAUUCAGAUGAAGAAUUGGAUGAAAAACAGUUGGCCAAAAAAUACAAGGACAAAGUUCAAGGCAAAGGCAAAGGCAAAGAAAAAGGCAAAGGUAAAGUCUUCGAACUCUCAGCUGAAGAAAAUAAUGUAGAAGACCUUUUAUUUGGAGAUUCUGCAGAAACAACACGUCUAGCUGAAGAACUAGGCCUUGAACCCCAUGCCAAUGCAGAAGCAAUCGAUGACGAUGAUAAAGAUAAAGAUAGUAUCUUUGGGGGUGCCGACGUCACACAUGAUUUCGAUAACAUUCAACUUGAGUCAGAGUCCACGAUCGCAGACCCUGAACUCGCAGCAACUGGUAUUAUCUUGCCAGCUUCUUUCCCGCUUCCCCCAGAUCUCGCCAACGAAGAAGAGAUUGAAGAAGUCCCUAGACAGGCACCAUAUAAAUCUAGAAGAAACGAAGGACCCUUCAAUAUCUAUCAAUCUCUCCUUCUGACCCCCGAAAUCAUACUCGAGCUCAUGCGCCACCUCUCGCCCAAACAGCUUCUCGCUCUCUACUGCAUAUCUAGACCCUUCAACGAGACUCUUUCCGGCUGGAUGGCUCACUCUAUCAAAACCAUCGUCAAGUACCAAGCUCCUUAUAGCUAUAAAAUCUACCCAUUUGUUCUCUACCGCGAACUCAGCAUGCUCGACCCACUGGGCCAUCUCAACAAUUCUGGACAAAUUCGUCGCGUCCCAGGUCUUAAAUACCAUCAAAUGGUCCUCCACCGCGUCCGCGUCGUACGAGACAUCCUCGCCGCACUCGCGCGACAACAUCAUCGCUGUCCACCCGGCACCAACCAUUCUCUCAAGAAAGUAUGGUUCCUCAUGGAUAUCUCCACGACCCUCGACCGCGUCCGCCUAAUCCACAACCGAGAAUUCUUCACCGAUCAAGAUCUAUACAACAUCCAACACUUCAUCGUAAAACUGGACAUGCGAUUUAAUGAUCCCACCGAUGGACCCGGUUCCGACAUGUUGCGCAAACUCAUGCUAGGACAACGCGGCUUGACGCCUCUUUCUCGUCUUUUGUCUCGCACCGGCUUUACGGAUUUGUAUGAACUUCAAGCCUAUAUGGUACGCUAUACGUACGCGCCACUUAGGCCCGCGGAAGAUGUAAUAGAAGGCAUGUUCGAUGUUCCCUAUGGAGAAAUUGGACGCGGACAUUUGGAAGGGUGGGGCAAAGGCGAGAAACAUUUGAUGCGGAUUGAUGAAUUGGUGAUGCGGGAAGCGACCAGGAGGGAGUUGGGGUUUAAGGAACAUAUUGCGAUGAUGUUUUUGUGGGGGUAUGUGGAUCCGGUGACGGGGGAGAAUUUGGAGCCGAGUGAGCAAGAAUGUUAUAUGAGUGAUGGGGAGGGGGAGGAGAUGGAGCCUGAGGGAGAUCCGUGGGAGGGUACGGGCAUGAAUAUGGCGAGGUUGGAAAGCUUGGUGUUGGGGAGGGAGGAGAGUGAUGGGGAGGAGGAUGGGGGGGAAGGUGAUGAUGGUGGUGAGUGGGAGGAUGAGGAAUUUGAGGGUACUGAGAUGAGACCGCAGUGGUCGUAG
Sclerotinia borealis F-4128 is the source of this 4245-nucleotide messenger RNA. The record is from the annotation of a GenBank genome assembly. NCBI's taxonomy places the organism in Eukaryota, Fungi, Ascomycota, Leotiomycetes, Helotiales, Sclerotiniaceae.